Brettanomyces bruxellensis is the source of this 1611-nucleotide messenger RNA. RefSeq lists its product as uncharacterized. The transcript has a single exon. Bases 1 to 1611 code for a protein of 536 amino acids. Lineage: Eukaryota; Fungi; Ascomycota; Pichiomycetes; Pichiales; Pichiaceae. The record is from RefSeq and is a predicted model, not a curated record.
AUGCCAAACUUUAAGAUAAAGGCCUGCCGUUCUCUUUUGGCAAAUUCAUUUGCCCGUCUUGAAGGGAGAAGGUACGCUUGUUUUUCUUCGGAUACUACAGUGAAUGAAAGUCUAAGUAUUUUAUCUGAAGUUAAGAAGGCACAGUCAUAUAAUGAAAUUAUUAAUCAUCACUAUUAUCGAAUUUUAAAUCUUUCGAAGAAUGGAAAGAAGGACGAGGAAGCGGAUAAAUUAUAUGAUUUCUCUAAAGCGGUGAUAGAUUCUAUGAAAAAGAAUGAAAGCUUGAAGAUUGAAGAUCAAAAUGAUGUGCUUAACAACAUAAUAACGAAGUUUGCUUCGUUGAAUUUUGCUUCUGCAUCUUUGGCAUUUAAGCAACUUAAUGAAAGUGUAACCAAAAAAACAUAUUUGAAACCUGAAUCAUUGGUGGCGUUCAUAACGUACAAUCCUGGAAGAGUCAAGAGCAGUUGGGAAAUUUUUAAGGAAACAUGCGAGAAGGAUUUUAGUGAUAGCAGAGUGGUGGCCACGGUCUUGAAAAAGCUAAUACAAGGCGAUGCCAUUGAUAAGCGUGAAGGGGCUGCACAUGUAGAUAUUUCUCGAGCAUCCAAGAUAUUCAAACUACUAAUGGAAAAAAACGGCCUUAAUUUAAUCGAAGAAAGCGACCUUGCAAAAUUGGCGUGCGAUCUUAUAGACAUAAAGCUUUCGAAAGCUUUGGUUCUACUUAAGCUACCAGUAACAAUGGUGAAAACAAUUAUUGGUACAAAGGGCGAACAUCUCAGUAACAUUGAUUAUUAUUACUUAUAUCUAUCUGCAAAGGAAUCCGGAGAGUCUAUUCCGCCAGACUUACUUCUGGAUAUUAUGCUACCAAUUUCAAGGCUACAGACUACUGAAGGAAUAGAAAAUAACACAGAAAGUUUUAAAAACUUACAGUCACUAUACCCCUUUGAAAUUAAGUUAAAUGCAUCUCCUUCCGAACUGGUGAAGGAUAUUAGAAGCGAGGUUUAUGCCGCAGGUUUGGCCAACACCAUUAGGGUCCGAUUAGAUCUUAUUAGAUCAUCUGGUAUGCAUUCCCAUGAUGUGGAAAAAGCGCUUGAGUAUAUAUCAGAUAAGCCUCAGACUUUAUUGUCUAAACAGGAUGAGGCUGUUCUUAAAAAUGCGAAAUCCAUGAUUAAAAUUUACAAUGCAAUCGACACAGGCAAGUCUCUCGCCGAUUCUUCUGAAAAACUGCCAGACAUAGGGCAAGAAGUGAAUAUCAUUGCAUCCAAGAUUUUACUUUAUUCUUGGUUUGGCGACUCUGAUCGGGCUCUAGAUCUGUACAAUAAAUCUUUGAAUUUAUAUUUGAAGCCUAAGAAAGAUGUAAAGAAUGCAAAGGCUAGGGGAAAAUUACUACAAUCAUUGGUCUUGAGCUCACUCUUAGACAAUGAACUUCAAAUGGCUCGAUUGAUAAAGAUUCGGUGUACUGAAAAUAAACUUUUGGAUGACGAAUACGAUAUUAAGAUCAGUCAGAUUCUUAAAUCCUUUGGUUCUGUUAGUGAGGAAAGUAAAGGAGACAAAAAUGCUAUGAGAAAAGGAUUGAAAACCGUGAUAUUGGAUACCAUUGAAGAUAUGUAUCCAUAA